CAGCGCGCGGCGGGGCCGAGAAUGCUGGUGGAAGAAAGCCUCGCUGACCGGUCGGUUCAAGGCUCCACCUGCAGCCACACCGCGUAGGCUCUCCCUCUCUCGGCCACGCUCGCUCACAUUCACACACAAACACCACAGCCCUCCUUUGGGUCGGAGGAGACGCCAGCCAAAGGAGGCGGGGUUGCAGGCGGAGAGUCCGCUCUGCGCAAUCCAGUCCGGGACUUGGCUCCGCCCGGGAGCAGCGGCCUCUCCAGUGACAGAGGAGUAGUGAGCGGCACCGGGUGAGGCUGCAGCCAACUCCGCUCCCCGUCACUCGGCUGCCCAGGCGCUCGGGACGCAGCAGCGGCGCUUCUCCGCGGGGCUCACCGCCCGCGAUGCCCGCUUAGGAGCGGCGGCAGAGGCUAGCAUCGCCACACCCGCGGCACAGCCCUCGCGGUCGCCGAGCGGGGCUACAGCCUGCCCCCCCUGCCCCAGCCCCCACCCCGCCCCCCACCCUGAAAUGACUUGUUAAUCGGCGCAGACACCACCGAAGGGACUCACCGGAGUGGAAUCCAAGUGGAAUUUGGACCUGGAGAAGAGUUUCUUGAACAUUUACUCCUUCCUUGUUGGUUUUCUUUCUUUCUUUCUUUCUUUUUUUCCUCUCCCCUUCUGCGCCUGUCAUUGGAGAUGAACACAGCGCGUUUGCAUCCCAGAAAGUAGUCGCCGCGACUGUUACCCCCAAAGAGACAAGCACACAUGUAGGAAUGACAAAGGCUUGCAAAGGAGAGAGCGCAGCUUGCGGCCCGGAGAGAUCUCCUCGAUAAUGGAUUACUAAAUGGGAUACUCGCUGUACCAGCCCGCUCCGAGCCCCGGCCGCCCGCCCGUCGAUGCACCGAAAAGGGUGAAGUAGAGAAAUAAAGUCUCCCCGCUGAACUACUAUGAGGCCAGAAGCCUUGCUGCUAUAUUUCACACUGCUACACUUUGCUGGGGCUGGUUUCCCAGAAGAUUCUGAGCCAAUCAGUAUUUCGCAUGGCAACUAUACAAAACAGUAUCCGGUGUUUGUGGGCCACAAGCCAGGACGGAACACCACACAGAGGCACAGGCUGGACAUCCAGAUGAUUAUGAUCAUGAAUAGAACCCUCUACAUUGCUGCUAGGGACCAUAUUUAUACUGUUGAUAUGGACACCUCACACACAGAAGAAAUUUAUUGUAACAAAAAACUGACAUGGAAAUCUAGACAGGCUGAUGUAGACACAUGCAGAAUGAAGGGAAAACAUAAGGAUGAGUGUCACAACUUCAUCAAAGUUCUCCUAAAGAAAAACGAAGAUACUUUGUUUGUCUGUGGAACUAAUGCCUUCAAUCCUUCCUGCAGAAACUAUAAGAUGGAUACUCUGGAACCUUUCGGGGAUGAAUUCAGCGGAAUGGCCAGAUGCCCUUAUGAUGCCAAGCAUGCCAACGUUGCACUGUUUGCAGAUGGAAAACUAUACUCAGCCACAGUGACUGACUUCCUUGCCAUUGAUGCGGUCAUUUACCGGAGUCUGGGAGACAGCCCAACCCUACGGACCGUCAAGCAUGAUUCCAAAUGGCUGAAAGAACCGUACUUUGUCCAAGCAGUGGAUUAUGGCGACUACAUCUACUUCUUCUUCAGGGAAAUAGCAGUGGAGUACAACACCAUGGGAAAGGUAGUUUUUCCAAGAGUGGCUCAGGUUUGUAAGAAUGACAUGGGAGGGUCUCAAAGAGUCCUGGAAAAACAGUGGACAUCUUUCCUUAAGGCUCGCCUGAACUGCUCAGUUCCCGGAGACUCUCAUUUUUAUUUUAACAUACUCCAGGCGGUCACAGAUGUGAUUCAUAUCAAUGGCCGUGAUGUUGUCCUGGCAACCUUUUCCACACCUUAUAACAGCAUCCCCGGGUCUGCAGUUUGUGCCUAUGACAUGCUUGACAUCGCCAACGUGUUCACUGGGAGGUUCAAAGAACAGAAGUCUCCAGAUUCCACUUGGACACCAGUGCCUGAUGAACGAGUGCCCAAACCCAGGCCAGGUUGCUGCGCUGGCUCAUCGUCCUUAGAAAAAUAUGCAACCUCCAAUGAGUUUCCUGAUGAUACUCUGAACUUCAUCAAAACACACCCACUCAUGGAUGAGGCUGUGCCUUCAGUCAUCAACAGGCCAUGGUUCCUGAGGACAAUGGUCAGAUACCGCCUGACCAGAAUUGCGGUGGACACUGCUGCUGGGCCCUAUCAGAACCACACUGUGGUUUUCCUGGGAUCAGAGAAGGGGAUCAUCUUGAAGUUCUUGGCCAGGAUGGGAAACAGUGGUUUCCUAAAUGACAGCCUUUUCCUGGAGGAGAUGAGCGUUUACAACCCUGAAAAGUGCAGCUACGACGGGGUAGAGGACAAGAGGAUUAUGGGCAUGCAGCUGGACAAAGCCAGCAGCUCUCUGUACGUUGCAUUCUCCACCUGUGUGAUAAAGCUUCCCCUGGGCCGCUGCGAACGACACGGGAAGUGUAAAAAAACCUGUAUCGCCUCCAGAGACCCAUACUGCGGGUGGGUAAAGGAAGGAGGUUCCUGUGCCCAUCUGUCACCCAGUAGCAGACUGACUUUUGAACAGGACAUAGAACGUGGCAACACAGAUGGCCUCGGAGACUGUCACAAUUCCUUCGUGGCCCUGAAUGGGCACUCCAGUUCCCUCUUGCCCAGCACCACCACGUCGGAUGCAGCGGCUCAGGAGGGGUAUGAGUCUAGGGCGGGAAUGCUGGACUGGAAGGACCUGCUGCACUCACCCGACAGCACAGACCCUUUGGGGGCGGUGUCUUCCCGUAAUCACCAAGACCAGAAGGGAGUGAUUCGGGAAAGUUACCUCAAAGGCCAUGACCAGCUCGUCCCUGUGACCCUCCUGGCGAUUGCGGUCAUUCUGGCUUUUGUCAUGGGGGCCGUGUUCUCCGGCAUCAUCGUCUACUGCGUCUGCGACCACAGGCGCAAAGACGUGUCCGCCGUGCAGCGCAAAGAGAAGGAGCUCACCCACUCGCGCCGGGGCUCCAUGAGCAGCGUCACCAAGCUCAGCGGCCUCUUUGGGGACAGCCAGUCCAAAGACCCGAAGCCGGAGGCCAUCCUCACACCACUCAUGCACAACGGCAAGCUCGCCACCCCCGGCAACACGGCCAAGAUGCUCAUCAAGGCGGACCAGCACCACUUGGACCUGGCGGCCUUGCCCACCCCGGAGUCCACACCAACCCUGCAGCAGAAGAGGAAGCCCAGCCGCGGCAGCCGCGAGUGGGAGAGGAACCAGAACCUCAUCAACGCCUGCACCAAGGACAUGCCCCCCAUGGGCUCCCCCGUGAUCCCCACGGACCUGCCCCUCCGGGCCUCCCCCAGCCACAUCCCCAGCGUGGUGGUCCUGCCCAUCACGCAGCAGGGCUACCAGCACGAGUACGUGGACCAGCCCAAAAUGAGCGAGGUGGCCCAGAUGGCGCUGGAGGACCAGGCGGCCACCCUGGAGUAUAAGACCAUCAAGGAGCAUCUCAGCAGCAAGAGUCCCAACCACGGGGUGAAUCUGGUGGAGAACCUGGACGGCCUGCCCCCCAAAGUCCCCCAGCGGGAGGCCUCCCUGGGCCCCCCGGGGGCCUCGCUGUCUCAGAACGGCCUGAGCAAGCGGCUGGAAAUGCACCACUCCUCCUCCUACGGCCUUGACUAUAAGAGGAGCUACCCCACGAACUCGCUCACGCGAAGCCACCAGGCCACCACUCUCAAAAGAAACAAUACUAACUGCUCCAAUUCCUCCCACCUGUCCAGAAACCAGAGCUUUGGCCGGGGAGACAACCCGCCCCCCGCCCCGCAGCGGGUGGACUCGAUCCAGGUGCACGGCGCGCAGCCCUCCGGCCAGGCCGUGACUCUUUCGCGGCAGCCCAGCCUCAACGCCUACAACUCGCUGACGAGGUCGGGGCUGAAGCGCACACCCUCGCUAAAGCCGGACGUACCCCCCAAACCCUCCUUUGCCCCCCUUUCCACAUCCAUGAAGCCCAAUGACGCGUGUACAUAAUCCCAGGGGGAGGGGUCGGGUGUCGAACCAGCAGGAAAGGCCAGGCGCGCGGUCAGCUCGGCGAGGCCCUCCACUGCCUGAGUACCCACCAGACCAACAUGGCCGCGGCGGAGCAGAGGACGCUGGGGCCCCCUCGGGGCGCAGGGGGACUCGGGGAAUUUGGGCCACGCGGUUUGGCGAAGGUUUGCGACGCGGGACUCACCUCCAUUCCCGGACUUCACUCUCCCCGAACACCGUGCGACAGGUCGGACUCACGAAAGACUUCAAUUAUCAUCACCAACACGAGCCAAAAGCACAUUAGCCACCCACCCAACCCCUCCCCCACACGCAUGCGCGCGCGCGCGCACACACACACACACACACACACACACACACACACACACACACACGUGAACGACGGCAACGUUUUUGUCCAUGACCGCACGGGGCACUGCCAGACAGGGCUGGCGUUCCACCUGCGAAAUACAAAUACAUUUUUUAAAAAUCGUGAAAAUUCAAAAGACAAAAAAUAAAGGAUUCAUUGAUAAUUCUAACUCAGACUUUAACAAUGGCAGAAGUUUACUAUACUCAGAUACUGUGAAAUGCCCACCAGUGUUACAGCUUUCUGUUAUUAGCAGAUUAAUGCCAUGUUGGGCAACUAUGUCAUAGAUUUCUGCUCCUCUCUUUUAAUGAAAUAACGUGACCGUUAACGCAAGUAACUCUUUAUUUAUUGUUCACCCUUUUUUUUUCCUUAAGGAAAGGACACUUCCAUAUACCAUCCUAUGAACAGCUCUUCAGAAAGCCCCUUGAAAGUUAAACUAUUUAACGUGAAAUCCAUUAACUGGAAUAAUUGAGUUUAUUUUUACAAUAAAUUCACUGAGUAAAUAAGUCGGAGCUGGAAUUUUGAGCUUUGUGUUUGGACUGUCUGAUCUCUAGCUAAAGGAAAAAGUUGACAGGGGAAUAUUUAUUCAGAUCAACCAAUUACUUUGCUGGUCAGGUCUCUGGCCUAUAACAUGCAAAAAAUUAAUUUAGCUUAAAAGUCCUUCCAGAUCCUAGCUUCUAAAGCAACCGGGAGAGGAACUUUUAGAAUGACACAUCCACGUCCCAUUUCUGCCAACAUGGCUUUGUCAGUGGUUCCUACUUUCUGUGAAGGCACCAGCUUGUGAUUCCCAUCUCAUUUCACCUUGCAUGUGAGACAGCAAACUAAAUCCACUAAAGGUGUGAACUAAUUAAUACGCUGGCUGCUACCUUGCAUAAAUUAAUGGUUUGCUCACACGGGUUUUUCGUGGGGUUACAUCUGUGAAUAGCCUCUUUUCCACAUGUAAAUUUGUGCCUUACACCCUGAGUUGUGUACACGUGUAAACUGUCAUUAUGAUAAACUUGCCCACACUUUUGAAAUAAAUGCAGAUAUUUAUUUGACCCUCCCUCCCCCCACCCCCGCUCCAGCCCUCUGGAAGAUUAGCAUCUAGCAGAUGGAAGAGGAAUGUAGUGGUGAUGGUAAUAACACUGCAGCCUGGGAGAGCCGGCCAGCAUCGUGCCCUCCAAUUCACACUUCCUUCUAGUCGUGCCAAUUCCACCCACCCCUUGGCCCUGCUACCAAGCGUGGCCCUCAGUGUUGUGGGUGGCAAUACCCUUUCUCCCUGCAGCGUUCCCCGCUUCCCUUAUAUUCUCAGAUCAUUUCAACAUGGUGAUAUCCUCACCGGCCAGCAGAGAAGGGACUAAUGUCCCAGCUCCUCAUUUCUGCUGUGUCCUCUGGCUGGAGAAAGCACCGUGUUCAGUUGCCAGGUACCUGGGAGGUGUCUCCAAGCCCUGGGCUCAGCACGCACAUGCAUUGCACACAAAGAAAUGACGUGGAAAUAGAUGAGACGCAGGGAGGCUGGUCCCUGCUAUGAUGGAUGAGUAACUCCAGAUACAAAGCCAACCACAACGGAUGCUGCAAAAACACUGACUGGGGCGGAAGAUUUUUAAUUUUUUAAAAACUUUCUUCAUCCCUGUGUUGUUAUUGUUUGUAUGGGGGCGGGGUGGGAGGGUGUGUGCUCCCCCUCUGGUUUUCAUUAGCCGGAGCACACAGAGGGGACUUCCGUUUACUCUAUCACGAACAAAAGAAUUGUCAACAUACUGUGAGCAUUGUUUUGGGUUGUUGUGUUUUGAAACAGUUAAGCAGUAUAUUUGGUGGCCUCUUCAUCUCUUUUUAUUUCCAGUUUGAUCUUCUGGUUUUAGUCUUGUCUUUUAAAAAAACUCUCAAAAAAAGAUGAUUUUGGACAAUUUUGAGGUGGCUGGUGAAACCAUGGUACCUGCAUAAUCAGAGGGAGACCUAGGUGUGUAAUGAGGACGCGUGCAUAUGGCCUUCCUUUCCGGUAAACAUCCCUGGAGGCUUUGCUGCCAUGUGAGAUAGGCUUUUGUAGUUUUGUGUUGUUCUGUUUUUAUUUCGUUUUGUUAGCGGAAUCAGUGUUCACAUCCUGUGAACUCCGUGCCCUCUUUUCUAGAAAUUGGGAUGAUUGUUUUUUUCCCCUGGACUUUUCUUUGGAAAUGCAGGACUUACUUAGGAAAGUGAUGGGUAUACAUCACCCUGCUACCUUCUCCCCCACACUUGACUCCCAAGAGUAUUGGCCAUGCAGCACCCACUGUCUUGUCCCCCAUGCGUGGGCAUCAUUGCCUCAUCUGUGGUACAGGGACCUGUGUCAAAACUUCCAUCCCCCAUCCCCACAACUCCUCACUUGCGGUGUUCUCCCUAAAAUGACCACAUGUAUUGAGCUGGUCUUUUGCAUUUAAGUAUUUUCUUCCCUUUUUUUUCCCCACUGCGUGUGGGGGGAGGGUCCAUAAGCCUGAGUGUGCCUUUGCUUUCCACCCUUGCUAGACACUGGUAGAUGCAACAAACUCAGAUUUAUAUUUGUUGUAAAGUUGUAAAAAUAUUGUGAUGUCACCAACUUUCCUUCCAUCUCCACAUCCCCUAACAUCUGAUUCAUGACUUAAUGUAUGUUGUAAAAUGGAAAAAAAAAAA
This is a messenger RNA of Hyaena hyaena (striped hyena), 6990 nucleotides long. It is a transcript of the gene SEMA6A, whose product is annotated as semaphorin 6A. The record is from RefSeq and is a predicted model, not a curated record. The coding region runs from base 918 to 4010 and encodes 1030 amino acids. The transcript is spliced from 19 exons. Gene Ontology annotation, biological process: neural crest cell migration; negative chemotaxis; positive regulation of neuron migration. Gene Ontology annotation, molecular function: chemorepellent activity; semaphorin receptor binding. NCBI's taxonomy places the organism in Eukaryota, Metazoa, Chordata, Mammalia, Carnivora, Hyaenidae.